AUGAUGCUUCAGCGCCUCACGUCGCCUUUGCUGCGACCCAUGGGAACCAUGGGAAUCAGGAAUGGUUCCAUCACACCCAAGGUCUCGUUUAAUCACAUUGCCAGGGAGUGGCGCUGCAAGUGGUCCAGCGACAAUGAAAAGGCAUCCCUGGACGCAGCGCAGAGCGCCUUGGAAGAAGUCUUGCCCAAAGUGAAGUCCGCGUUGUUUGGACAAGGGGCAGGCUGCAUUGCAUCGACCUGUGGUUCUUCAUCCACCACCGGUGCAUCUGCCCAAGUGGUCUAUUGGUGCCUUCUGUUCUGGUUUUGCACUGGGUGUGGCUUUUGCCUCGGUUUCCUUUUUCUGGUGGUUGUCAUCACUGUGAUUAUCAUGAAUGCUCCUCGCCGUGUUCUUCCUCAGGAGAUCCGUUUUACGUUGGAGUUCCAACCUGGUGCACCUUUCCAGCAGUCUAUCAUCAAUUCAAUCAUGGCUCCAUUCAACCUGGAUCAAUUGGACUGCAGCAUUAAUGAGAUCAUCUACCCCACUGCUUGGCCGAUUGGCUUCGGAGGCGACCCUGACCUCAUCGACCUUCCUACUCACUGGGUACCUUGGGACGACGACAUUGUUUCUACAUCCCAGUACCAUUUCUAUGUCGCUGACCUCGAAGUGUACGAAUCCAUGGCUGCCGUGGCAACUGCAACAGACAAUCAUCUUUCUAUGGUACCUGCAGGUGUCCCCUUUGACUUCCGCAUGGAGACUAUUUUGAUUGUGCACCAGUUGCCAUUGAUGCAACUCAUGGAGCUUGCGGCCCAGUCAGCUGACAGGAUCAUUACCUUGGAACGACGUCUGGGUGACGCUGAGGCAGCCAUUGCACAGAUCCGUUUCCAUCUUGGUAUUUGA
Messenger RNA from Cladocopium goreaui, 876 nucleotides. The record is from the annotation of a GenBank genome assembly. NCBI's taxonomy places the organism in Eukaryota, Dinophyceae, Suessiales, Symbiodiniaceae.